AUGGCCACCCCGGCAUUGCUCACUGCUGUUGACUCGGUCAACCAUGUCCACUUGAUUGUUGGAUCCAACCCUCUGGCUGGUGCACGUUGCAACAGAGCACUCGAAGUUGGUGCAGUACCCAAGAUCAUCGCACCCGAAGACGCCCAAAUACACUAUGCACUGGCAAAGAAGAUUGAGGACGGCAAGGUGGAAUGGAUCAAGAGAGAGUUCCAGGACACAGACUUGACGAGUCUUGGAAGAGAUGAGGUGGACAACGUUGUGGAUGCCGUCUUUGUCACGACGGCAGGCAAAGGUGCUCUGGGUAUAUCCAUCUCUACACUCUGCCGCAGACUGAGAAUCCCCGUCAACGUUGCCGACGCUCCGAACCUUUGCACCUUCACCCUGUUAUCUACACACUCGUCAGGUCCUCUGCAGAUUGGUGUCACAACGUCCGGCAAGGGCUGUAAACUGGCCUCUCGCAUUCGACGUGAGAUUGCCGCUGCUCUACCCUCUGAUCUCGGUACUGCUGUCGAAAGACUCGGUAUGAUCCGUCGUCGUAUCUGGGAGGAGGACCACGCUAGCGAAUUGGCUAUGGACUUGGAGGCCGAAGAGGAGGAUGCUGGACAGAAUGCUCAAUUCAACAAGCUCAUCACACCUACCGACCUCGAGGCUGCCAAAACCAGACGUAUGCGCUGGCUUUCUCAGAUCUGCGAGUAUUGGCCGCUACGCCGUUUGGCUGCCAUUACCGACGCCGAUGUUGAUGCUGUCUUGGCUUCAUAUAGCCAGGAAGCUGCUAUUGAAGCCAGUACUCCUCUGCUCAGUCCUGGAACUCUUGACUCCAGAACCCGCAAAGGUCGCAUCAUUCUGGCUGGAUCUGGUCCUGGUCAUCCGGAUCUCUUGACUGGACUGACGUUGAAGGCGAUUCGUGGUGCCCACGUUAUUCUUGCCGACAAGCUGGUCCCAGCCCCAGUUCUUGACCUGAUCCCUAGACGCACGCCUGUCCACAUUGCGAGAAAGUUCCCUGGAAAUGCCGAGGCCGCUCAAGAAGAGCUUCUGUCUCUCGGCCUUGCAGCAGCAAAGAAGGGUCAAACAGUCCUUCGCCUGAAGCAGGGAGACCCUUACCUGUAUGGACGUGGUGCUGAGGAGUAUGACUUCUUCCGCCGUGAAGGCUUCGAAGUCAGUGUGUUGCCCGGCAUUACCUCUGCUCUCAGUGCUCCCUUGUUCGCCAAGAUUCCUGUCACCCACCGUGCUGUUAGUGAUCAAGUUUUGAUCUGCACUGGUACUGGUCGUAAGGGAGCUGCCCCUGACCCACCUGCCUACCUGGCAAAUCAGACUUGCGUAUUCCUCAUGUCUCUGCACAGACUCAGCGCUCUCAUUGACAGUCUCGUUGCCGAAGGCAAGAACUACCCCAAAACCACGCCUUGCGCAGUCAUCGAGCGAGCAAGUUGCACCGACCAGAGGGUCAUUCGCACCACACUUGAAUACGUAUGUGCCGCAGUCGAAGAAGAGGGCUCGAGACCGCCCGGCCUUCUCGUUGUUGGUCUUGCGUGCGAGGUAUUGGAGAAGAACCACCAGAAGUGGGUUGUCGAAGAGGGUUUCACUGGCUUUGACAACCUGGGCGAGGGAAGUCUCGAGGAGCUGAGUGCUGAACUCCGCGGUGAGGUCCUGGCUUGA
Molecule: messenger RNA, 1653 nt
Organism: Aureobasidium namibiae CBS 147.97
Lineage: Eukaryota; Fungi; Ascomycota; Dothideomycetes; Dothideales; Saccotheciaceae
Product: uroporphyrin-III C-methyltransferase-like protein
Exons: 2
Coding region: 1-1653 (550 amino acids)
Biological process (GO): siroheme biosynthetic process; sulfate assimilation
Molecular function (GO): uroporphyrin-III C-methyltransferase activity
Source: RefSeq, a predicted model, not a curated record